Molecule: messenger RNA, 2350 nt
Organism: Spodoptera exigua (beet armyworm)
Lineage: Eukaryota; Metazoa; Arthropoda; Insecta; Lepidoptera; Noctuidae
Source: the annotation of a GenBank genome assembly
GCCUCACUCGGGUAAAGUCGGGUGAACACGGGCCGUUUGUUUUUGUCCAAUUUAUUUGGGAAAACUAAAAAACUUCGUUGUUUUUAGUUUAGAAAUGCAAUUUUGAAUAUUGCACAAACUCAAGUUUGCAUUGAAAUUGGCUGAAGUAUCUGAAACAUUUCAAAAUGAGUUUCGUCGACCUCGCAACGUUAACUAUGCACCGACGGCAAGAAAUGGAAGCCCGGACACAAAUCUUUCACGAGAAAUGUGAUCGCGCGGUCGAAGAUAUAAAAAGGUUAAAACAGAAGACCGAUGGCUUCGCACAACAACUCAACUGUGAUCCGAAUGAGCUGAAAGAGAGAUUCCUGAACUGCAUGAAACAGCUUGAUGAAUACAUGUAUCUUAUAACCGAUUUUAAUAUUGCCAUUUCUAAACUUGAUGAAGCUACCGCUACUGACAAUACCCCUGUGCAUGAUACACCAGCAAAACCGUUAAUGCCAACACCCAUGGCUCCAUACAACCUGAUAGACGCACUGAGUGAGCCAGCCCCUUCAACAUCAACAUCUUGCUCAAAUAACUGCCCUCCGGAAAAACCAAAAAGGGCUAAAACGCUGAAAGAAAACCAGCCUUUGAUUGUGUUUUCAAGCAGUUCUGCUUCAGAAGAAAGUGUUCAGCAAAUGAAGAGUGAAGUGGCAGCGAAGGAGGUUCAAUGUGAACUUGACGCUGAGUUACGGAACGUAAAGAUAGAAGAUCCGCCAACAACGUCAGUAGCUACAUCGCCUUCAGAAAGCAGUAACCUGCCGGCUCAAACUAUACUCGAAACAGAACACGUGUACGACGCUACCAUCAUGCACGUCGACGGCACUUUCUUCUGGGUCAUCACCGAGGAUCCUGAGGAAGUUAAGAACCUCAUGAUUGAUAUGACGAAGUUCUACAGCGAGCACCACAGGGAUAUCGACGCGAACGAAGUGAAGACGCUCACCUGCUGCGCCUUCUACGAUGACGAUAGCAAAUGCUACUACCGAGGCCUGUUCCUUAAACUUAAUGAUGAGGACAACACUUUAGCAGAGAUCUUCGUGGUGGAUACAGGAGAGAUGCGCGUCGCGCCGGUGGAAUGUGUUCAGCCCUUGUACAGGCGAUUCUGUGCCAAACCGCCCUACGCUCGCUGCUGCCAUCUAGCGGGGGUGGACCUCGUAAGCUACAACAAUAAGAGUCUGAUGGAGAAGCAGGAGGUGUUCAUGUCAGCGUACAUCGGCACGCAAGCCAGCAUCGAGGUUGAUGAUAAUACGUCUGAAUCUCUAGGCGUGUACGUGAUAUUGCCGUCUGGCGAGACUCUGAAUAAAAUUAUCGUGCAGCAAGGAUUAGCCCUACCAAUAGACAAGCUGGCUGGCGACCAGGCGGCAGCUGGGCCUAGUGACGGACUGGAUAUAACGGACUGCCCCGAGUAUGACGACCCCGUUGAAGCUGUAACGGGCUACAAAAAUCGGGACGAGAUUGAUAUUUGCAAGCAUUACAAGGGCGGUCCAGAAAAGACUUGCUUCAAGGGAUCCCGGUGCACCAAGAAACAUAUUCUCAAACACCCUGAUGGUUGGACCUUAGAUCGUAUAGCAGUGAUGGGUAAAUGCAAGUCUAUCCCGCUGCCGGCCCCGGACACGUGGCUCAAAGUGCUAGUGACCAAUGUCUGCCACUACGACAGAGUCUACGUGCAAAUCAUAGACGAAAAUGAAAACGAUGAGAUCCCAAGCUUUGGCGUAGUACUGCCCGCGACCACUCUGCCUGCCCUCGUGAGAGACAUGAACAGUCUGGCCACCAUAGCGGCAUACAAACCACUUAUGGUGGCACCGGCGCAAGGAGAAUUAGUUGCAGCCUUGUAUCCCUUGGACAACAAGUGGUACAGAGCUCGAGUGUUGUCUGUCACUAGGGCUGAUCAGACUGUCGAGGUGCAGUACGUAGACUACGGCACAGUGAUGUGGGUGAAAGAGGACCAGCUUCGAGUGCUGGAGGCCCGCCACAUGGCCCUCCCAGCGCAGGCGAUACGCUGUGCACUCGCGGGAGUGAGGGCACGGUCUCAGUUGUCCCAACAGUGGGCACAGGCCAAGAGGGCACUCUCCGAAAUGCUGCAGGAUACCUUGCUGGACGCUCAUGUUAUAGCACGAGAGUACGAUGAAAUAACCGUGGAAUUAUUUGACAAGGACGGCUACAGUAUAGCGGAUCAAUUAGCUGCAAUAAACAUGGUCGAACUGACCCCAUACAGCGUUGUCUACGACACAGAAACACAUAAAGUUGUCGUGCCUUAGAUAAUAGGUAUAAUACAUAAUAUUUUAUAGACUUUUAGUAACAAAUUAUCUAUUAUUAAAUAUUUCUGUUGUUA